AAAAAGCUCGGCUCUUUUGUCCCCAAAAAGAAAAAAGGAACUCUUUCCACAAAGUGUCUACGAUUGAACAAACAUGCAGAUCUUCGUGAAAACCCUAACUGGGAAGACAAUCACUCUUGAAGUCGAAUCAAGCGAUGCCAUCGACAAUGUUAAGGCCAAGAUUCAGGACAAGGAAGGCAUUCCAACUGAUCAACAGAGAUUGAUUUUCGCUGGUAAACAAUUGGAAGAUGGCCAAACUCUUGCGGACUACAACAUCCAGAAGGAGUCAACACUUCAUUUGGUUUUGAGGCUCAGGGGAGGAACCGUGAUUAAGGUGAAUACUCUUACUGGAAAAGAAAUCUUAAUUGAUAUUGAACCAACUGAUACCAUUGACCAAAUCAAGGAAAGGGUCGAGGAACAAGAAGGAAUUCCCCAGCAAAGGCUCAUUUAUGCUGGAAAACAGCUUGCAGAUGACAAAACAGCCAAAGAUUAUAACCUAGAGGGUGGCUCUGUAAUUCAUCUGGUGCUUGCGCUUAGGGGUGGUUGUCUCUAAAUAUUGUUUUUUUCAUGUUAGGAAAAUGAACUUGCUGAGCUUUGAUUCUAUACUGGUUUUGCGAUGAAUGAUUGAAAUUCAUGUCGGUCUCAAUAGACCAGAAAACUUUUGGUAUACCAAAUAUGAAUCAGUUGCUCUUCAUUAGCC
Messenger RNA from Rhododendron vialii, 679 nucleotides. Its product is annotated as ubiquitin-like. The record is from RefSeq and is a predicted model, not a curated record. NCBI's taxonomy places the organism in Eukaryota, Viridiplantae, Streptophyta, Magnoliopsida, Ericales, Ericaceae. Gene Ontology annotation, molecular function: ubiquitin protein ligase binding; protein tag activity. Gene Ontology annotation, biological process: modification-dependent protein catabolic process; regulation of proteolysis; protein neddylation. Gene Ontology annotation, cellular component: cytoplasm; nucleus. The transcript is spliced from 3 exons. Bases 74 to 532 code for a protein of 152 amino acids.